Molecule: messenger RNA, 541 nt
Organism: Zingiber officinale
Lineage: Eukaryota; Viridiplantae; Streptophyta; Magnoliopsida; Zingiberales; Zingiberaceae
Product: zinc finger protein 706-like
Exons: 2
Coding region: 5-319 (104 amino acids)
Source: RefSeq, a predicted model, not a curated record
UCGCAUGUGGGCCCCGCGUUUCGAUUCGGAAGCUUCCAGACGGUUGCCAACGAGACGAGAGGAGAGGAGAGGAGACGAGACGAGACGAGACGAGAGAGGCGAGGAGUGCGCGAUGACGAGGGGAAAGCAGAAGAUCGAAUCGCAGAGGAAGAACGCGGAGAGGAACCAGAAACCGAAAGGUUCCCAGCUCGAGGCGAGAGCGGUCGGUCUCAAGGUCGUCUGCCCCAUCUGCAAGGUGCAACUUGCAAAUCAUAAUCAACUCGUCGACCAUUACAGCUCAAAGCAUCCAAAGGAGAAGCCUCCCAGCGAAUCAGAGUGAUUCAUCUUCAAGUUACGUCCGAAGAUUGAAAAGUUACACUUUAUGUUCCACUCGAAAGCGUUUGUCAACUUAAAUUGAAACUUCUGUGUGCGUCUAUCUAUAUUCUCUAUUUUCAUUUUCCUUGGAGAACCGUUAUGGCAUUGCUCUUUGCUACUGGAUAAAUUUCCUCUGCUUAAUAAUCUGUCAGUCUAUUAUAAGUCAAUGAAUUGUUUUAAUCCCAUA